Pseudogymnoascus destructans is the source of this 1503-nucleotide messenger RNA. RefSeq lists its product as uncharacterized. Lineage: Eukaryota; Fungi; Ascomycota; Leotiomycetes; Thelebolales; Thelebolaceae. The coding region runs from base 368 to 1177 and encodes 269 amino acids. The transcript is spliced from 3 exons. The record is from RefSeq and is a predicted model, not a curated record.
CUGUUUGUUAACGGAGAGAAGGAGAUUAGUCGCAAAUAAAGCACAAAGGUACUAUAUAGGUUGGACCAAGGGGAUGAAGUUUGCCCAAGGCUUUGGCACCCCAAACCCAACUUCUGAUGUUUUAAAUUCGAUACUAUAUUUCAACGAGCGACCCAUAACUGUCCAAACUGCCCAUCCACCAAGGUCUUAUUGCUGGCCAGUCCUACUCUCCAUCCAGGAUAGGAAGAUGAGCAGAAGACGAAAGCCGGAAGGUGUGUAUCUUCAACUUCGGAUCAAAUUCGUCUGAAAGGUGAUAACCCAGGGCGGGCAAACCAAGAGCUGAUACCGCGUAGACAGCCAUGGAAAACAGGGAGCAGCCAAGCGGCAAAUGAGUGCAUACCCUACAAGUUUCAAGGCUCUGGAGGUGGACAGUUAUGAAGAUGUUGAGAUUGAGAUUGAGCGCGACACAGGCGGGCUCUUUGUGAAGCAACCCCAUGCACAACGGGAUCGCGAAAGGAAGAAAGACAAAGCUGUGAAAUCAAACCAAGUCAAAUUUGCAUCCUCAUAUGAAGAAGAAGGCAAGACAGAUAACCAACGCUCCAUCGAGGCUUUGAAGACAAGCAAGAAGAAUAAAGGGAUGAAGAAAGGCGUCAAGUAUUUGGAAGACAUCAAGCACAUAGUGGAUGGCCAGGCUGAAAUUACGGGAAAUCUUGGGGCAAUUGCUCACCAAUCUUUGAGCUUGGAGGCCCAAUUUUCAUAUUUUUUCGUUGAAUCGCACCAGAUGGUUAUGAGCGACAUCCUCUGUAUAGGGGGAACCCGCCAUGGUCGUCUGAUCUCUCUGAAGGGUGCAAGCACGUCAAUCACGGAAAAUGGCCAUCAGCUUCUUGCUGCGGUCGAUCAUUUGGGCCUGGAGCUCGGCUCACACAUGUUGUCAACUCAAACUAAGGAACAGGAGUGGAGUCAGAAUGUUUGGAGUCUGGAGGGCAUACUGGAAGGUGGAAAGCGUGAAGGAGAAGCCAGGGCCGCCACUCUGUUGACCGGUCUCCAGAUGCAAGACUUCCAAAGCGGCGACGAUGAAGCUUCUAGUGCACUAUUUGACGAUGCAACGGAUGACCAGGGAAGGUUGACAUGGGCAGACGUUGCGGCGAAACAAGGAAAAGCAGUCGGGAAACUUGCUUCAGCAUUUCCCUGUGAUUGAUCAAUGCCAUGUGGUUUCAGGAGGGGAUUGGCUUUUACACACACGGAGGAGCUACUGCCAUUAUAAAGACAGAACUGGAUGGGGUAUUGCAGAUUUUGUAGCUUUUACGAUAUAUAAUAGCUAAAGAGCUUCCCCAUAUAGUCCCUCCUCGUAAUCAGUGAAGGGGCAUGAGAAGUCAAUUGCCCCAUUAAAAGCUAACACUGGGGAAUUCAAACAAUAAAAUGUCUUCAUCUGCUGCUGGUCGCCAUGACGAAAUUACCACAAGGUUAUUAUAAAGGGCAAAAACUCGAUAUACCCAGUAAACUGGUAAGAAAACUCCAUCUACC